Messenger RNA from Coccomyxa subellipsoidea C-169, 4707 nucleotides. RefSeq lists its product as hypothetical. Gene Ontology annotation, molecular function: DNA demethylase activity; DNA N-glycosylase activity. Bases 1 to 4707 code for a protein of 1568 amino acids. Lineage: Eukaryota; Viridiplantae; Chlorophyta; Trebouxiophyceae; Coccomyxaceae. The transcript has 21 exons. Gene Ontology annotation, biological process: base-excision repair. The record is from RefSeq and is a predicted model, not a curated record.
AUGUUUGGCCUCGCCAGCAUGUUCUUCCUCCCAGCCCCACUACCCAUCACGGAAGACGCUAUGGCAAGAUAUGAGGGCAAGCUUGACGAAGCAGCCAACUACAGCAAGCAGACAGCAAAUUCCACGCAGGCAUGGUAUGAGGCUGCAGAGGAGCUCAGGGAGGCAAAGACAUGGUUUUGGCGCUUCACAAAGCAGAAGCCACUGGUGCUGGAGAAGCAGGCAAAGGAGCGAGCUGCAUAUGCUGUUGUUCGGGAGCAUGACCGGCACCUGGAUUCUUUGAUCUCUGCAGCUAAAGCAGAGCUGGGGCUCUGGUCGGAGCUGGGGAUCGGUGAAGGGCGGCAGCUGUUUUGGAGGUCUUUCCAGGCGGGCAAGGUGUUUGGAAGGAGGCAGACAAUCUGGGAUACGGCGUUCAACCUCCUCUCGUCCAGUCAGGGAGAUCGGAACAUUGUCACAGCUUUCGUGCAGCUGAUUUGCACGGCGAUCGUCAAUUUCACCGCUGGCAUGCUGUCGUCUGUCUUCAUUUUUGUCUUCCAGCUCCCCUGGCUCCUCAUGUCAUAUCAGGCCAGUAUUCCUUCCAUGGUCGCCUUUUUCGGCCUGGCAAUGCUGGGCUGCAUCAGUGUCAUAUUGUCAUACCUCCUUGGGCUCUACCUUGCUGGCGCAGAGGCAGGAGGGAGCAGCGGGUUGACAGCCCCAUCCACUCAGGAAGAUGUGACACAAGGAAAUGCGAACAGCUUGGAGGAAGUUUUGCAGAUCGCUUCUACAUGGCAGGGAUCGCCAAGGGCUGAGCAUGAGUGGGCAGCGCACAUCUUGGCAAAUGGCCAGAGUGGGGCUGUGUCGGCCCCUGCCCGGGCAGCCUUGUGUGGGCUGAGCCCUGAGGUGGCCAGCUUCUACCUCAGCCUCUGCUGCAUACAGCGGCUGGCCAGCGUGGAGGACAUGCAGGAACAGCAUGGCACUCCAGCGCACACAACAGGGGAGGCCCUUGCAGACGUCACCUUGCGGGUCCUGCACGAGCACGAUUCCGACCUCGACAGCAUGGAACUAGCGCGCAUGACCGAGGCUCCUCGUCCGGCGCUCAAGGUUGAGGCUCCUCUCCCGCCCCCCCAGCCAAUGAUCGAUGGCCCUCUGGACGACAGCUGGACAAGCGCCGCCCUCCCAUCGGCUCCUGCAGCAGAAGCUGCUGCGCAGAAGAAGAGAGGGCGGCGGGCAAGGAUCCUGCAGGACGGCAGCCUGACCAUGAUCCUGUACGGUGCUGACGAGGCGCUGAAGUGGCAGAUGCGUGUCGCCAGCUUCCUCCAGGCUGCACGGGGAGUCCUAGGGGAUCGGCGUCGCGUUUCUGGUCAGUGGGCAGGGUCCGUGCUUGACAGCGUGAUGGGAGUUUUCCUGACACAGAACGUGUCUGACGCGCUCUCAUCGAAGGCAUGGAUGACUCUGGCAGCCACUUUCCCCCUUGCUGCUGCUGACAACCAGCACCGGGAAGCCGGGGGGAUAUUGGAGGCAGGAGAUGCUGCGAAUGGUCUUGCCGGGUUGGGGCGCUGCAGCGGUGAGAUGGAGUGUAAGCAGGGAUCGGAGUUGUCCAGUCUGGCAGUGCCCCAACAGGAGCUGCCCGCCAGCGCAGCAGAUGUUGCCCCGCACGGUCAGCGCUGCAGGGACACAGCAGACAGCAUUGACUGGGAAGCUGUGCGCGCAGCUGAGACGCAUGAGAACCUUCUCAAACAGAUAUCCAUGGUCGGCCCGGGGUUGGGGACGGUGUGCAAAAAUGAGGGAGGAGAGAAGGAGCACUCAGCAGAGGUCUCAAAAGCCUUGCCUGGCUCGGAGCAGCCCUCAAAGCGGCAGCGCACAGAGGCAGCUGUACAAGAGCAGGAGUCUCCAGACAGGUGCCCUACUGCAGGCAUGCCAGGCAGCCUGGAAGAGUCUCGCCCACCGGGUGACGGUACUGCAGUGGUGGAGGAAGCGGGCAUGGAGUUCCAGUGCCAUGAGAUCCUGGAAGGCAUUGCAAUGGAGGCUGCCAAGAAGGAGUCGCCAAAUGCAUGGGAGGCGCUAGGGGCGGAUCCGCCUCUAGAGGCAGAACCAACGGCCGGCUUUCCAGCCAGCAUGCCAGGCAUGGAAUCCAUGGCAGCCGAGGAGGAGGGAGCAGAGAUGGAGGGCGCAGUCCAUCCCACGACGCUGGAGUGGCUGAGGGAUGUGGCAGAGGAUGAUGCACGGCAGUACCUCAUGGGUGUCAUGGGGCUGGGCAGGAAGAGCGUGGCAUGCGUGAUGCUGCUGGCCUUAUGCAAGCAUGACUUCCCAGUGGACACCAAUGUUGGCAGGAUCUGCGCGCGGCUUGGCUGGAUCCCACUAGAUGCCGAGGAGGCCCUUGAGGACCUCGACAGAUAUGCACCAGAGCCAGAGGUUCACAAAUACCUGCACUCCAGGCUCAUGCAUUUUGACACGGAGACUCUGUACGAGCUGCACUACCAGAUGAUCACCUUGGGCAAGGUGUUCUGCAGCAAAAAGGACCCCAACUGCAGAGCCUGCCCGCUACGGCCACAGUGUGAGUAUGCCAAGGCAAACGGACGCCACCUCAAGGAAAAGCCCCCUGCGUCGGAAGGGCCCAAAUCAGAGGCCAGCCCAGCCCACAAUCAGCCCGCCACCUCUGAAGCCGCGGCGCCCCCAGUGCAUGAGCCAUGCAAAGAGGUCCCAAAGUCAGACCUUGUGGAGCCCCACAGUGACAGGAUGCAGGAGGGUGCAUGUGGCCAGCCAGUGGGGACAGGGACUGCAGAGCCUGGUAAGCAGGAGAACGCAGAUAAGGGCAAUUCUGAGGCAGCAGACCUCCAUGAGAUGCCUUGCACACCAAGGGCUGACAGCUCUGCAUCAGCUGGAGGCGCCAGCCGUGAGUGUCAAGGGGCUCUGAACGGCGAAGCUGCAGCUCCCACCACACCCACCAAGAGCACAGAAGGAGGCACAAGGCCUCUUGCUGCCGGCAAUGACAUAAUUGAAGCACAGGGAGCAUCUAAUCACAAGGCUGCAUGCGAGGCCGAGGCUGCAUUGCCGGACAUUGAGGACCUUGAGAAAGCCUCCAUUCCCAGCAAGGCACCCAGAUCACAGGGCCAGGAGCUGUCACGCAUUCUCGCUCUGGGAGAGGACUGCGGAGUCACAGGGGACAUGGACCAGGACACAGUCCCCUCUGCUUCUGUGAACCCGAGGCUACUGGAGGCGGCUGCAGCAGUGCUGGACAUCAUACCUGGGGGCCAUGCCAGCGGUGUGGAAGACAUUGUGACCCUGUUGCAGCGCUACGAUGCGAAGGCUGUCCGCCGCCGCUUCAAGGAGUUGUCUGUGGUCGUGCAUCCCGACAAAUGCACACUUGUGGGAGCCCGGCAGGCGUUUGAUCACUUGCGGCGGGCACAAGAGGUGCUGAUAAGGCAUGUCAGCCCGCAGCACAAUUCCAACGGUGGAGGCCAAGAGGAUGCGGCACCUGGCUCUGUUUCUGCAGGGGACCCCAGGGGAGGGCAAUAUGUGCUGCUGCAGGGUCAUGAGAUCCCGGCUGCCUUUUACGGUCUGCUCAGUCCUGCAGUGACUGCGCAUCACACCUCAGAAGACCUGCCGCUGCUGCUUGUGCCCUUGCCGGCAACAACAUGCCCUCCUGACAGAACCAGCGGCAAGGUCGACAGAAGCGUGACCAUGGCUCUGUUCAAUUCACUCCUGCAGCCGCGCAUCACAGACACUGGUGCUGCCCCAGCAGACUCACCUGGCCAGCUGCCUGGCGAGGACCCCAAGCCUGGCCAGGGACCUGCCCUUGAGAUGGCUGAGGAAGGUGCGGCACGGGCGCCUAGCAAGGAUGAGUCAGCAGCCCGGCAGCCGGGGUACGCAGUGCUGGUUCCCUGCCGCACUGCGAUGCGCGGCCGGUUCCCCCUCAAUGGCACCUACUUCCAGGUCAAUGAGGUGUUCCUGGAUGAGACCUCCCUGCGCAGCCCCAUCCAGGUGGCGGAUGAGGUGGUGGGCGCGUGGGUGCGCCGGCCGGUGUACUUUGGCACGUCGGUGGCGGCCGUCUGCCGGGGCAUGGGCCAGUCGGAAGUCACACGCUUCUUCUUGGACGGCCUCCUCUGCGUCCGCGCCUUUGACCCCAUCACAAGGUUUCCACGGCCGCUGCCGGAUUGGACCCUGCCGGGCAAGCAGCCCAAGCCGCCCGCCACGCCGCCCGCUGCAGACAGAGCGAAGGGCAAACAGCGCGGCAAAGGCCCUGACCAGCCAUCUGUGCUAGCGCUCGGAGCUGCUAUUAAUAGGGCUGCGCCAGCUGGGGCCGGCGGCCCCUCACAGGCGCUCGUUGUGGUGGGCUCUGCGGCGGCUGCUACCCUUGCUCCUGGUCAGAGGGUCAAGCGCAAGUACACACGCCGAGUGGGUGCCACGGUUGCGCUGAAGGGCGGCGUAGCAAAGCCAGAGCCUGCAGGGAGGAUUGUGCACGCUGCGCUCCUCGAUGCGGGGCAGGCGCAACCGGCCACCCAGCCAGCGGCGGCACAGGCGCCAGGCAGCUCAAGCAAGGACAGUGGAGACGGCUCAGCAGCACAGCCAGCGUGCGAUAGCGUGCCGGUCGUGCCUGUGCAGGUGGAGGUGCAGGUUGCAGAAGUGGGGCCGAGGGGGCCCACUCGAGCAGCCGCCGCCAGAGCAGCGGCCGCAAUCACGGCCACAUUUGAUGCCUAUAGGCGGCCGCCAAAGAAAGUCAAUUUUUCCUGA